Cydia pomonella (codling moth) is the source of this 3153-nucleotide messenger RNA. RefSeq lists its product as uncharacterized. The record is from RefSeq and is a predicted model, not a curated record. NCBI's taxonomy places the organism in Eukaryota, Metazoa, Arthropoda, Insecta, Lepidoptera, Tortricidae. The coding region runs from base 1028 to 1837 and encodes 269 amino acids. The transcript is spliced from 6 exons.
GCUACUAAGCAUUCGGCUAUUAUUAAAUUAAAUUUCAAAACAAUUGUCAAAUGUUUUAUUACGCAAAGCAAUAUUUCAACAAUAUUUCAUUUCGGAGUUCAGAGAAGGGUAGGAGCUAGAAGAUCACUCCUAGCGAAGGUAGAGGCCAAUUUGACCCUAUCCCGAGCUUAAUUAACGUGCGCCCGAAGCGAAUAUUAAAUGUUUGCAAAUAAACUUAUUUGUCCGACUGUACGGGCACAGUGUGAAUGGACCGCAAAUCCACAUUAAUUCCGGCCUCGAGACCUUUGUUUCCGCUCCAGGUAGCUUUAAUACAACCGUAGCGGAUAUGGGUGCAGAUUCAUUAUAUUUAUAAUAGGUACAAAAAUAUUAAGUAAUUAAUUUUAGGUGGUAAGAGAACUCACUUAAAUUUUCGUAGAGAGUUUUUCGCUUUCAAAAGUACCAACAAGAAAAGUUCCAAGACUCUUAGCAAUAAAACCCGCUGAUAGUUUCGUUUUAAUGGCCACUCACGGCUCUAGACGUUCUCCUUCAAAAUGGAUCAAGGUCCAAAGCAUAAAAUUAAAAAUAUGUUUUCCAUUGUCCAGCACACAGCCGCGACAGUGCACAUGUAUAAUAUCUCCCGAUCGCCUCUUGCGCAUGCGCGAGACAUCGCGACAUGAUUUAAAUUUAGCCGAGUCGCCGGAAUUUGCUGGCCUAUUUCGAUUCCGCCGCAAACGGCAAAUUUUAACUGACUUCAAAGUUCCCUUAUCGUUAUUUAUUGCCAAAUUAUCUUUAAAAGUGGAUAAUUUAUAUGGUAGUGCAGUAUUAGACCGCUGUGAUGUGUAAAGAGAGGACGCUUAAGUGUUGCGUGCCGACUAGGUUAUAAUCAGCUGAGAGAGAUGCGUCUAGCUUUUGUGUUAAGUGUUUUGGUGUGGUUACUAGUGCAAGGUUUGUAAGCGAUGAUUCCAUAACAUGUGUCCGGAUCCGGGACCUGCGGGUGCCGGCGCACGUGGCCGAGGGCUCGGAGGUGGUGCUGGGCUGCAUAUUCGACAUGCAGGGCCAUCGGCUCUUCUCCGUCAAGUGGCUGAGGAACGGAGAGGUCUUCUACCACUACAGGCCCGGCAGCGGCAGCUACAACGUGCCAGACAUUAGGGCCUUCUCAGAUCAAGGAGUAUCCGUUGAUGUGUCGCGAUCGAGCAUGGAAACAGUGACGCUACUGUUCAUGGGGCGCGAGUCGGCGGGCGAGUACCGCUGCGACGUCACAGGCGAGGGACCGCUCUUCAGGAAGGAUUCCGCCAAAAAAAACAUUACGGUCGACCUGAUACCUGAAAAAGAGCCGGAAGUGACGGGUCUCCAGGAUUACUACGACGUGGGUUCACCUGUACUGCUGAAUUGUACUUCCACGGGCGCGAGGCCCGCGAGUCGGGUUCAGUGGUUUGUGAACAACAUGCAAGCGCCGAAGUACCACGUGCGUGGACCGUGGUACCGGCGCUCGCUGCACCGACUGGACGCGUACGACACCACGGUCGAGCUCUCUUUCGGAGUGCGGGAGUCGCAUUUCUUAAAUGGAAUCAUGAAAUUAAAGUGUGAGGCAACAUUGGCGCCAUUAUAUCGCAAAGAGGUGGAGUUGAAAUAUCAGAGAUUCCCACGGACCAGGGGAAGCAUACUUAUGGCGACCACAACGAAGUACCUAGAGAAAACGACUGAGGAACCCUGUACUGACACCAUAACUGUGGAAUUGGACGAGCCCCCACCGCAUUUGGAGCCUUGGUCGAUUGAAGCAAAACCAGAUGGCGCCACGUUGUCGGGAUUUUCCGUCAAACUGUUAUACGUCUGCAUUUUAUUAAGAGUAUUACUUUAAAUGUUUUUUAAAAUAUUAGAAAGUAUGGCUUUAACUGUACAAGUGAACGGACAUCCAUACUAGCUUGUGUGCUAAGUUGAAACAACAAUAGGUAUGUACUUAUUUCUAGGUAGAUGUAUAUAUGUAUGUACAUGGAAAAUUAAAAAUAUAAAUUUUGCUAGUCAAAUCAAGUGAAUAUAGUUUUUUUUCUGAAUGCAUUUCGUUUUAAAUUAUCUAUAUAACUUAUGCCGUACUAAUAUAAUAAAGAUGUAAGUUUUAAUUGACUAAAGCAAAAUUAUACACAAUAUAUUCAUUCUGAUUGCGAUAUAUGCAUAAAAUAAGUAUUCAUUUAUGUGUUAUUGCCAGACAUAAAAGUUUUUGUGGCAAAAACGAGUGUUUGCAAAAAUUUAACAUCGAUAAAUCUGUUAUCGAUAAGUCAGUCAUAGAUUAAUGAUUAAGAGAUGUAAAUUCUUGCUGUUAACUACCGAUAAAUCUCAAGAAUGAAAAUGUAUAUUACAAAUCUUUACAUAAUUGCUUUGUUACAUUUCUUUUGUACUUAAAAAUUUAAACAUAAACCGUAGUAUACAGUUCUAAAAGAAUAGAAAACGACUAACUAACUAUAUAGGUAACGUUAGGUUAAGGUAACAUCGAUAACAGACAUGUCGAUAUUUCAUUUGUCAAACACUUUAUUUUGCCACAAAAACUUCUAUGUCUGAUUAUUGCAUUGCCUACAUAAGGCACCUACAUUCGCAUUUUGAUACGGGACUAAAAUAAUUAUUCGAUUCGAUUCGAUUCGAUUUAUGUCAUUAUUUUUUCUUUCUAUUCGAUCUGUUGACAUCGUAUUUUAUGAGCACAUUAUAGCAAUUUUGACCAAAAAGCAUUUUUAAAUUUUUUAAAGUGGUGCGGGAAAUGCCAAUCCAUAUUGCAUUUUACACCGCAGUUUAACAAAAAGCCUAACAAUAACAAGUGAGCGAGUGAAAUUGCGGUGUAUACGGCGUCAGUAGGUACAGUGGCGAUGCCGGCCCCAGAACGAUAUGCUAUUGACUUUGUCAUCUAUUUUUCGAGUCUCUUUGUCCUCGUGGAAUGAAGUCGCAAAAUGAUCUAGAUGCAUGUACCAAACAUUAAAAAUAAUAGUCUUUCUAACAUUCGAUCUCACAACUUUUUGAUUUUGAAGGAUAUUAAAAUAAAUACUUAUCAUAUUAUAUUUGUCGCUGUAACAUAGUGAUGGUUCCUUAAUUUUUUAUGUCAGUAAUUUUUUUAAAUAAGAUAUAGCGUAGCCAGACUCUUGUAAUUUUUGUUUAUUACUACUUUUACAAAAUAAACUUUGAUUAUUAAAA